Pan troglodytes (chimpanzee) is the source of this 1632-nucleotide messenger RNA. RefSeq names its product WAS/WASL-interacting protein family member 1-like. The record is from RefSeq and is a predicted model, not a curated record. The coding region runs from base 1 to 1341 and encodes 446 amino acids. The transcript has 6 exons. Lineage: Eukaryota; Metazoa; Chordata; Mammalia; Primates; Hominidae. Gene Ontology annotation, molecular function: protein binding.
AUGGGUUCCAGCCAAAUCUACGGGAAGUGUCCAGCCAGUGUAGGGGUCAAGGGACCGCUUGACGAGACCAACGGCCGUGUCGCGCACCUCGGGCCGGGUACCCAGGAGGCGCUCGGCGGCGAGCGGAAUGGAUGUGGAGGAGCGCUCGGCAGGGGGCGGAAUGGAUGUGGAGGAGCGCUCGGCAGGGGGCGGAAUGGAUGUGGAGGAGCGCUCGGCAGGGGGCGGAAUGGAUGUGGAGGAGCGCUCGGCAGGGGGCGCUGCCGCCGUGGCCUCGGCCUCUGGGAGCGGCGCGGCCAGGGUUUUCCGUGUCAGCCAAGCCUGGAAUGCGGGGGUGCCUCUGGACCCUCCUCUUGGGUCUGGGGGCUGCCUCGGGCAUCCUCUACUCCUCUCCCACCUUCUGUCCUUCCCUAUCUCCCACCCACACGUGUGGGGCUCCGGACCCGCGCAGCGGCCAGAGCCUUCUGCUGUGGACCUCCAGUCCACCCCUCCCCUUCACUUCUCUUUCCAGCUCCCUCCGGGUCUCUCAGCCCCCUCCCCUUCCUCUCCGCCCCCUUCCCCGCCGUCCGCCCAGCGGUGGCCUUCGGCCCGCCCCUUCUCUCCAACCCCCUCCCUUUCCCCUUUACGCCUCCCCCUCGUCCUCCCGCCCCCUCCCACCCCAACCUGCUGGGCCCGCCGGGACUCGCCCCCCUGCCCGCUCCUCUCCUCCAGCCCCGGUCGGCCUCGGCUCGGCCCCCGGCCCGCCCCUUCCAGCCCUCGGCACCUCCCGCCGGCCGCUUGGCUCCGCCACUCGGCACUCACUGCCCGGGCCGCCUGGACAGGGAGCUUCGCUGGCGCGCUUGGCCGGCGACAGGACAGGUUCGGGACGUCCAUCUGUCCAUCCGUCCGGAGAGAAAUUACAGAUCCGCAGCCCCGGGAUGGGGCCGGCCCCGCUGCCGCUGCUGCUGGGCCUCUUCCUCCCCGCGCUCUGGCGUAGAGGUCAAGGAAGCUGAUCCGCUGAGUAAUGGCUCAGUCAUGAUUUUUAACACCUCUGCCUCACCACAUCUGUACCAAAUCAAGCAGCUGCAAGCCCUGGCUAAUUACAGCAUUGGUGUUUCCUGCAUGAAUGAAAUAGGCUGGUCUGCAGUGAGCCCUUGGAUUCUAGCCAGCACUACUGAAGGAGGUUGCAGUUUAAAAAGUUGGAAAGUCACUGGAAUAGAGAACCUACCAACAUAUUUCAUCCCUUCUAUCCUUCCAACUCCACCACGAAUCUGCCCUAUCUUGGCAGAGCUGUAUCCAGAGCCCAGGCAUGGCUUCAACUACAGCCUCUGCCAGCCAUCCCAUUGCAGUACCCAGAUCUUGUGAAGUGUUUUCACAUUUCCCCAUGGAUGCCUAGCGAGGGACUGGGACUGCCUGAUCCGCUUUGGUCAAGAGCACGUGGGUGGCCUGUGUGCAGCCUUAUCAUCAAUAAUUGCAGGACUUGGUGGAGUAUGGUUGAACAGGUGCUCAGACUGCGUGCGUGUCUAGCGAGGCCAUCCUGAAGCUGCAUGGGAGUUGUAAAAAAGUUACCAACAAGGUUUUAGUUAUUUGAAUAGGUUUUUGAAUAGAUUUGGAAUGUGGGAAGCAGUUGCAGAAAUAAACGUCUUAAUGACUAAA